UGGCGAUGGCGAGGGUGACGUCCCGCACCGCCGCGGGGCUGGGGCCCAGGCUGCUGCUGCUGCUGCCACUGCUGGGCGAAGCUCCCCUGGGCCUGUACUUCUCGAGGGAUGCCUACUGGGAGAAGCUGUACGUGGACCAGCCAGCUGGCACACCCCUGCUCUAUGUCCACGCCCUGCGGGACGCCCCCGGCGAGGUUCCCAGCUUCCGCCUGGGCCAGCACCUCUAUGGCACCUAUAGCACGCGACUGCAUGAGAACGAGUGGAUCCGCAUCCAAGAGGACACGGGCCUCCUCUACCUCAACCGGAGCCUGGACCGCAGCUCCUGGGAACAGCUCAACAGCCGCAAUGGUGGCUUCUCCUCGCUCACUGUCUUCCUCCAAGUCUUCUUGGGGCCCACAGUCCUGCGUGAAUGCCAGUGGCCGGGCUGCGCCCGCGUGUACUUCUCCAUCAAUAGCUCCUCCUUCCCGGCCUGCAGCGCUCUCACACCCCGCGAGCUCUGCUUCCCGGAGACAGAUCUGUCCUUCCGUAUCAGAGAGAACAGGCCCCCUGGCACCUUCCACCAGUUUCGCCUGCUGCCUGUGCAGUUCCUUUGCCCCAACAUCAGCGUGGCCUACGGGCUUCUGGAAGGUGAGAGACUGCCCUUCCGCUGUGACCCAGACAGCCUGGAAGUGAGCGCGCGCAGGGCCCUGGACCGGGAACGGCAGGAGAAGUACGAUCUGGUGGCGCAGUGCACGGUACACGCCGGUACCCAUGAGGAGAAGGUGAUGGUGCCUUUCCUCGUCACCGUGCAUGACGAGGACGACUCGGCCCCCACCUUCCCUGGAGGGGUGGACACCGCCAGCGCCGUAGUGGAGUUUAGGCGAAAGGAGGGCACUGUCGUGGCCACACUGCGAGUGUUUGAUGCAGAUGUGGUGCCGGCAUCCGGGGAGCUGGUGCGACGCUACACCAGCGCGCUGCUCACGGAGGACUCCUGGGCCCAGCAGACCUUCCGAGUGGAGCAUUCGCCCAACGAGACCUUGGCCCAAGCCAACGGCAGCUUCGUGCGGGCAACUAUGCAUGACUACAAGCUGGUUCUCAACCGGAGCAUCCCCAUCGUAGAGAGCCGAGUCCUGAACCUGGUGGUCCUGGUCAAUGACUCCGACUUCCAGGGCCCGGGGUCAGGUGUCGUCCACCUUCAUUUCAACGUGUCUGUGCUGCCGGUCACCCUGCGCCUGCCCGCCGCCUACUCCUUCUCUGUGAACAGGAGGGCCCACCGAUAUGCCCAGAUUGGGAAGGUCUGUGUGGAAAACUGCCAGGAGUUUAGUGGCAUCCACGUCCAGUACAAGCUGCAGCCCUCCAGCACCAACUGCAGUGCCCUGGGGAUAGUCACCUCGGCCGAGGACACCUCCGGGAUACUGUUUGUGAAUGACACAGAGGCCCUGCAACGAGCCGAAUGCGCCGAGCUCCAGUACACGGUGGUGGCUACUGACCGGCAGACCCGCAGUCAAGCCCAGGCCUCGCUGCUCGUCACCGUGGAAGGGACAUACCUGCCCGAGAAAGCGAACUGCCCGUGGUCCUGCUCCGUGAACAAGAGGCAGCCUGAGUGUGAGGAGUGUGGUGGCCUGGGCUCCCCGACGGGCACGUGCGAGUGGCGCCAGGGAGACGGCAAAGGAAUCACCAGGAACUUCUCCACCUGCUCCCCCAGCAUUAGGACCUGCCCCGACGGCCACUGUGAUGCUGUGGAGAGCCGGAAUGCCCACAUCUGCCCCCAGGACUGCCUCCGUGGCAGCAUUGUUGGGGGACAUGAGCCAGGGGAGCGUCGGGGGAUCAAAGCUGGCUAUGGCAUCUGCAACUGCUUCCCUGAGGAGAAGAAGUGUUUCUGCGAGCCAGAGGACAGUCAGGGCCCGCUGUGUGAUGAGCUGUGCCGCACGGUGGUCACCGCCGCCGUCCUCUUCUCCUUCAUCGUGUCCAUCCUGCUGUCCACCUUCUGCGUCCACCGCUACCACAAGCACGCCCACAAGCCGCCCAUCGCCUCAGCAGAGAUGACCUUCUGCAGGCCCACCCAGGCCUUCCCCAUCAGCUAUUCCUCCUCGGGCAACCGAAGGGCCUCGCUGGAUUCCAUGGAGAACCAGGUGUCUGUGGACGCCUUCAAGAUCCCGGAGGACCCAAAGUGGGAAUUUCCUCGGAAGAACUUGGUUCUUGGGAAAACCCUAGGAGAAGGCGAGUUUGGCAAAGUAGUCAAGGCCACAGCCUUCCGUCUGAAGGGCAGAGCAGGCUACACCACCGUGGCCGUGAAGAUGUUGAAAGAGAAUGCCUCACCGAGCGAGCUCCGGGACCUGCUGUCUGAGUUCAACCUCUUGAAGCAGGUCAACCACCCACACGUCAUCAAGCUGUAUGGAGCCUGUAGCCAGGACGGACCGCUCCUCCUCAUUGUGGAGUAUGCCAAGUACGGCUCCCUGAGGGGAUUCCUCCGAGACAGUCGCAAGGUGGGGCCCGGCUACAUGGGCAGCAGAGGCAGCCGCAACUCCAGCUCCUUAGACCACCCGGACGAGCGAGUGCUGACCAUGGGAGACCUCAUCUCCUUCGCCUGGCAGAUCUCUAGAGGCAUGCAGUACCUGGCCGAGAUGAAGCUGGUCCAUCGGGACUUGGCAGCCAGGAAUAUCCUAGUGGCUGAGGGGAGGAAGAUGAAGAUCUCCGACUUCGGACUGUCCCGAGAUGUUUAUGAAGAGGAUUCCUAUGUGAAGAGGAGCAAGGGCCGGAUUCCUGUCAAGUGGAUGGCAAUUGAGUCUCUUUUUGAUCAUAUCUACACCACCCAGAGUGACGUGUGGUCCUUUGGGGUCCUGCUAUGGGAAAUUGUGACCCUGGGAGGCAAUCCCUACCCUGGAAUCCCUCCUGAGCGGCUCUUCAACCUUCUGAAGACGGGCCACCGGAUGGAGAGGCCAGACAACUGUAGUGAGGAAAUGUACGGUCUGAUGCUGCAGUGCUGGAAGCAGGAGCCGGACAAGAGGCCAGUGUUUGCCGACAUCAGCAAGGACCUGGAGAAGAUGAUGGUCAAAAGCAGAGAUUACUUGGACCUGGCCGCGUCCACCCCAUCUGACUCUCUGCUUUAUGACGAUGGCCUCUCGGAAGAGGAGACGCCGCUGGUGGACUGUAACACUGCUCCCCUCCCGCGCUCCCUCCCUUCCACAUGGAUUGAAAACAAACUUUAUGGCAUGUCAGACCCGAACUGGCCCGGAGAGAGUCCUGUACCACUCACGAGAGCCGAUGGCACUAACACUGGGUUCCCAAGAUAUGCAAAUGAUAGUGUAUAUGCUAACUGGAUGGUUUCACCCUCAGCGGCAAAAUUAAUGGACACAUUUGAUAGCUAACAUUUCUUUGUGAAAGGUAACGGACUCACGAGGGGGAAAGGAACAUGCCCGAGGCGCCAAAUCCGCCGGCUCCUCGGUGCGCGUCACAGUGGUGGAGCCAAGGACAGCUCCCAGGUGGCAGACUUAUUUCCUGUAGUUUAAACUGGUUUCCAAAGUGGUUUCACUUUUCAAUAGCUGGUGAUUUUUUUUUCCCCCCUCCUAGCAGACUUGCCCCACUGGAUGGGUGCUCUGAGCCUCAGUAGUUUUCCUUUUAGCAUUGGGUAGCACCCCUGUUCAGUCUCCAUCCAUUGACAGCCACCAUCUGUCUACUCAGUGUUAACAUGCGUGGGUCUGCCACUCGCUGCUGUGUAUGAGAACUUGUACCCGAACCGUUUUGUUUUUUCUGGUUGCCACCACCAAACAUGCAAAAAAAAAAAAAAAGUUUUAAACAUGAAGCACACAUAACUAAAAGAGUAGGGAAAAAAAAGAACUGGCCAGAAUGACCUGCCCUUGUUUAGAAUAAGAGCCUGCAAGGCCCAAGUGGUGGCAUCCAGGUCCCAUCAGGGCUAUAGGGGCGGAGAGGACCUCAACACAGUCCUCCUCGGCUCAGCAUUUGAGAUCUUGAAAAUGUCUAUUUUUAAGUCGUGUAGCCAACUCUUAGGAAGACAUUUUGGUUUUAUCACGAUUCAAUGGUUCUUAGACUUAGCACAAAGGAGAGAUCUGAUGACGUCCUUGCUGUGUCCACGGCAGCUUGGAGGAGGUGGUCCUGCGGCACAUCUUCCCCCACCGCUUGCUCCCCUGUCAUUACAUGUUCAGUACUGACUGACCACUACGCACUGGCCCACUGACUGACCACCUGAGCAGGACAGGAUGAAGAGUUGGGGGCAUUUGGAGUCGAGUGGCCUCCAGAGACCCAGGAUUGUUGGUGGCAGAAGCUUCGGGAUGCCAUUGCCACCAUCACCUCUACCAGUCCUCCAGUACACCCCACCACCAGAGAGUUCAUCCCCCUUCUGCAUCAGGGGCAGGUGGGUUUGUCUCAUUUAAACUGGUGUCCUUACCAUCUCACUCCUAAAGGGACAAUCCGUACAGUUGCGUUAGAGGCAGCAUUGACAUCAGCUGAGGACUGACUGCUACAACCACCCGCCUGCCCCCCGUUACAGUUCUAAUGUGGAAAGACAAGGUUUUGGCUCUUAUAGAGCUUGUGUGAAAGGCACACGGCUCAGCUGUUCUUGUAUCUGUCGUUCAAUGCUGCCACAGCAAGAUGGUUGGGGUUCCUCAAUUCUGAUCAUGACUCGGACGAAACGUUCUUUCUUUCUUCACCAUUGGUUUGUGGCCACAGACACUCCUCCAGGCUCUUAGGAAGUCCCAGCAGCUCCUCCGGCUGUCACAGGACUGUCACUUCACAGGAAAGGGUCAUAUUACCAAAACACUGCCUGGUCUUCAGACAUAAAGCACUGUGAUAGGAUUUUUAAAUAGUUUCAGUAAAAAAAAAAAAAAAUACUAUAUUUUAAGGGCAUUUCACAAAA
This is a messenger RNA of Jaculus jaculus (lesser Egyptian jerboa), 4852 nucleotides long. It is a transcript of the gene Ret, whose product is annotated as ret proto-oncogene. The transcript is spliced from 20 exons. The record is from RefSeq and is a predicted model, not a curated record. Gene Ontology annotation, biological process: positive regulation of kinase activity; homophilic cell-cell adhesion; multicellular organism development. The coding region runs from base 6 to 3347 and encodes 1113 amino acids. Gene Ontology annotation, cellular component: membrane; signaling receptor complex; axon. Gene Ontology annotation, molecular function: ATP binding; calcium ion binding; transmembrane receptor protein tyrosine kinase activity. NCBI's taxonomy places the organism in Eukaryota, Metazoa, Chordata, Mammalia, Rodentia, Dipodidae.